AUGUACAAGCUCAUCACUCUAUCUCUACUCGGCCUCACAUCUGCUUUGCCUCAGCGAAACCGAGGCGGAAAUCGUGGCAACGGCCAACAAGCGACGGCCUUUCAACGAGCUGCUCAGAUCCCCCAGGGCAUCUCCCAAGCUACCGAUGGGUCCACGAUCUUGGAUGAUACUGUGAUGGUCAACAAUCUUCCUAUACGAUUCAAGAUCUCUGCUCCGGCAGAUCAAUUCCUUCCAGCUUCAGGUGUACCUGGUGCAGCAGCCACAUCUUCAAACGGAACUUUGGGGGCCAACGUCCUGCUCCAUGGCGAUGGAGGACAAAGCUUCUUCGACAUGCCAAACCAGGCUGUGCAGGCCAACACUAUGGGAGUCGCCCUUCUCGCGCCUGACGACAAUCUUUUCUGGGGUGGAGGCGCUGGUCUACAGCGAACAGACGGUGUAGCACAUGCGCAGGCAGUCAACGACUUCAUCCAAACUGAGCUACCCCAGCGCGUUGCAGUCAAUAUGUCGAACAUUGUAUUCACAGGUGUCAGCGGAGGUAGUCUUAUGAUGAGCGGCUUCUUCAUCCCAGCACAAAUGCAAAACUACCCAAACAGUGCCGUUGAGCUCAACUGCGGAGGCAUGCCCCCGCAAGUCCAGUUUCAAAAUGCGGCCACCGUCAUGAGCCAGACUAGAAUUCAUUACCAGUCUACACAGAGCGAGCUCCAGCUGCUUCAAGGCAGUAUCCCACAGGCUGUAGCAGCGUACGAGCAGCUUGCAUCCGAUGCAGGUUUGUCGGCGGCUCAGAUCAAUCAGCUGCAAACUGUAGACAACACACCUGCUGGCGGACACUGCGAAUUUGAUGGUUUGGACUUUGUUUCUGGUGUGCAAACAAUGUCUUCGAGCUACGCGAGUGUAAUGCAGGGUGGCAAUGGUGCGGUCAAGGGAAUUGGUGCGCCUAGCACCGGCGUAGUGACAACGGGUGUGGUUGGGAACGAGAAUUUACAGUUUGUCGGUGGAAGGAAGCGCUCAGAAGAGGCCAAGAGUAUGAUACAGAUGAGGUGGGCGCAAGAGGUUGUUGAGGAGACCGAGUUCAAGAUGUUGGCAUGCGAUCGGAGUUUGUGCUCCGGUGACGAGCCCCGAUUCUAAGAGUUCUACGAUUCAGUACAUAUAUUUCCACGUCUGGCGGUGAGUCAGCAUAAAAAAUCUUUUUUGUCAAAUAUCUCUAGCCAGUAUCCACAUUGUCAUUUUCAGGUCGCGAGUCAAGUCGAGUCAUACAUCCAUCACUGGAGGUCGGGGUACAGGUUGUGGUUUGGUCGUAAUGUUC
Molecule: messenger RNA, 1303 nt
Organism: Bipolaris maydis ATCC 48331
Lineage: Eukaryota; Fungi; Ascomycota; Dothideomycetes; Pleosporales; Pleosporaceae
Source: RefSeq, a predicted model, not a curated record